GAGGGACGGCCACCCGGAUACUGGAGAAGACGGACCAAUUUGGCUACAGUUGGGCUAACUUGCAAAAGAUCCUCUCUUACACCUCCAUCGUCAUCUCGGUCAUCUUCCUUCUAGAACUUCCGCCGUCACUCUGGGCGUUUGGAAUAGAUUAUUACCUCCCAUGGUCAGAUGUCGAACAUUCAACACUUCACUUACUCGACGCGAUCAUCAUUAUCAUGAACUUUGCCGUCCUAUUCAUACGGGGUCCUGCUCAAGACGUGUUCGAGCUAUUGGUAUUACUGCGUCUGUGGAGGAUGGUCAAGUUGCUGGGAGGUGUCGCUUCCGGAGUUGAACGCUUGAAUAUACAGCUACAGGAGCGACUGGAGGAAACCGAAAAAGAGUUGGCAGCUACACAGCAAGAACUAAAUGAUUGCAAGCGUCAAUUGCAAAUGCUGCAGCAAAGUGCGAAUAGAGAACGGCGAUCUAGGGCAUUGUCGGCAAAGUCAGCGUUCUGGUUAGUCUUUCACUCCGAUAGGUCGGUUUGCAGUAGUUCGGUUCCUCUGUAUGAACAGAGAAGCAGUGCAAUAGCCCGG
Acaulospora colombiana is the source of this 572-nucleotide messenger RNA. The record is from the annotation of a GenBank genome assembly. Lineage: Eukaryota; Fungi; Glomeromycota; Glomeromycetes; Diversisporales; Acaulosporaceae.